UGGACAGCAGCCAGUGAUGGAGACGCUUAAGCCCGCAGAACUGUAACGUUGAACAAGGAUUCAAAUGGUUUUUGAAAUCUUCGAAAAUGGGUGACAUGAAAACCCCUGAUUUUGACGACCUUUUGGCUGCCUUUGACAUCCCUGAUGCAACGAGCUUGGAUGCCAAAGAGGCCAUUCAGGACAGUCACGACGAGGCAGAGGGACACCUGAAACACACAGGCAUGUGUAUGGAUGACACAGGGUCUGUGCCUCACGCUGUAACUGCCACAACAGAUGUUCCAGCUGUUAGCGUGAUUGUGAAGAACACCAGCCGUCAGGAGUCCUUUGAACAUGGCGUGGAGAAAGAGAGCCCACACUUGGGGCACCUUUUGCAAAAUGGGUUCAGGAAUUCUGGGAGUUCACUUGAAACCCAAGUGGGACACAGCAGUUUUCCCAGAUUGAACACCUCACCAAUUAAUGGAGAUUGUUCCAGAGGACUUCUGGAAAAAGUUCCCGUCCUAUUCAAGAGUGAAAAAAAUUCAUCUAUCUUGAAAUCUGUGCCUGAGUUCAGCCCUAUAUCGAGUCCGGAGUCUGACGAGAUGUUGAGCAAUGGCAUGGAUGACCGUCCAAAACAUGAGGAGGGACCUUACUUUCCCCAAGACACUCUGUUUGAAUCUGCAGAUAUCACCGAUAUGUCUGACAAUCACAGAAAACCAGAAACUCACAAAACAAUUGACAAGUUCAAUGAAAGAGACCUUUCCUCAGAAACUGUGAACAUUCUCAACAGAAACUCUACAUCUGUCCCUCAGGAGAAUGUGGAAUGCUUUAGCAGAGAUCACGGGGAAAAGACAGGGCCGCUCAGUAAUAAUCCCAUCUGUUCCUUGGAAAAUAACUAUAGCAAUGCCGAAACAAAGAAAUAUCUCACACUAGAGACAAACACAUCCCCCUCUCCUCCAUGUGUCAAAAAGGCAUCUAAACUCUCCACUUGCCUUGAUGCACUAGCAGCUCUGAACGCCAAGAAGGACCCCAGUGAGCAAACUAAUGUGAGGGACUUAGGACCAGCCCCACUGAAGGCAAGUCCCAAAGUUCCCAUUUCGCCAAGGAGCCCACGAAGUCCCCUGGAGGCAGUGAAACGGCUAAUCAAACAACCUGACAGCCCUAUGAGUAUGUGCAGUGACAGCAGCAGCAAAGGUUCACCCGCGCUGGCGACUGGUUCCCCUCCAGCCAUUCCUAGAGUCAGAAUAAAGACAAUCAAAACCUCAUCUGGGCAGAUAAAACGAACUGUUACUAGCGUGUUGCCGGAUUCAGAAACCGAGGAUCUCCAGUCCCCUUUUGGGUCUUCUCCAUCUCAGUCGUCUGUCGACGAGGUCUGCUCCAAAGUGCUGCCCAUGUAUCGCCCCCAAGAUCUUGUUAGCGAUGUCGUUUUUGAAAACGGAAGAAGGGACGCCCCCAGAGCUGCCCAGCUUGGUACGGCGCCGACAAAGGCUAAAACAGCGGGCGGUUCCAAAAAAGCACCCAUGCAAAACGUCAGCGGGAACCUCAAGAGAACUCAGAGGGGUCAAAGACAGAGGAAAGUUUUGUCCAACCAAGCAGGCUCUGCCACCAACACCAGCUACCUUCCCAAAGCAUUACACCUGGCCAAUCUAAAUCUGGUCCCUCACAGUGUCGCCGCCUCCGUCACAGCGAGAUCCUCCUCUCACGGACCGAGCGAAUCCCAGCUCUCGUCCUCUGUGGUGUGUAACACCGUGCCUUUGGUGCAUCAGGUGAAAAAAGCUCUCCCAAACACUCACGCUGUUCUGCCUAACACCGCCGCCGGGACUUUGAGCAGACUGUUGAAUCACUCUAACCCCGUGCCACCCUACGUACCUGACUUAAAACCUCCACCGGAGAGCAACAUCAAGCUCCCCUCCAACGGCUACUGCUGUCUGGAAUGCGGAGAUUCCUUCGGCCUUGAGAAGAGUCUUGCUUACCAUUACAGUAGAAAGAGCGUACACAUCGAGGUCACUUGCACUCAUUGUUCUAAGACACUGGUGUUUUUCAACAAGUGCGCCCUGCUCGCGCACGCUCGAGAACACAAGAGCAAAGGCAUCAUCAUGCAGUGCACACAGCUCUUCAUGAAACCCAUCGCUGUUGACCAGAUGUUUACACCCAUCAGGCAGGAGCGACCUGCACCUUCUCGUAACUCGCAGACGCGCAGCUCAGUGCAGUCAGCUAAAGGCCAAGCAGCCCAGCCACUCGCCCGACACGGACUCAGAUGCCUGGAGUGUAACAAGCCCAUGAGAGACCACACAGCGCUGGCUGGACAUUUUCAGAGAUUGGCAGGAGAUGCUGAGGUUCUGAUGUGCAGACCGUGUUCAAUGUUGCUGCCCAAUAAAUGCAGCUACAGAGCUCACCAGCGGAUUCACACACACAAAUCCCCAUACUGCUGCCCGGAGUGCGGUUUCAUCAGUCGCUCUACAGACAUCCAAAAACAUGUGAAGGAAAACUGCCUUCACUACUCACGGAAAGUUGGAUAUUCAUGUCGACAUUGCGAUAAACUUUACAUGUCCCUCCCUCUCCUAAAAAGCCACAUCGAGCAGAAACAUUGUGAUGUGUUUUAUAAGUGUUCCGUCUGUCCAGUUGCCUUCAAAACUACAGAUGGCUGUCAGACACAUAUCAAAAACAAACACGGUGCCAUGGAAACCUCUCCACUGGUGAUCUACAAGUGUUCCUGUGAGACAGUUUUUAAGAAAAAACAGCUUUUGUUUCAACAUUUCCAUCAGCGUGCCUGUCUGUUCAAAUGUCCUGAGUGUACCUCGGUCUUCACACAGAAACUGGAGUUAAUGCAGCACUUCAGGGAUGCACACAGUGGAGUUUUCAGAGGCGAAGCUGAAAAAGGCUCUAGACACACACAGACAGUUUCAGUCUCACAGCAUCAGGAGACCAUGCCUGCAUCCUGCCCUCCAAAGGCAAACAAACCCAUCAGCGGAGCUAACAGAGGAGAGAGGGACAGCAGCACAGCUGCACAAAAGUCCAGUAGCGGUGUGAACAUGAGGAAUGCUGGUUGGACCUGUGGAGAAUGCCUUCUCUGGCUGCCGGACAGAGAGACCUAUGUCAACCACAUGAAAACCAGCCACAGCAGGUUGGUGAAGAGGCAUCCAUGUAGGCAGUGUGACCGAUCUUUUAACUCCUCCACAAGUCUGAGACGACACGUUCGUCACGACCACGAUGGGAAGAAGAGAGUCUACACAUGCUGGUAUUGCACAGAUGAAAAGGUGACCUUCACUAAACACUUUAUGUUGAAGAACCAUAUGAGUUUGAUGCACGGCAUCAAAAACCCAGACUUGAGUUUGAUGGCGAAGUUUGCCCCUCAGGAGCCUGGCAGUGCUGUGGCUCAGGGGUCAAAGAGAAGGGCAGAGGAUGCCCAGGGAGGGGGAGACGGCGGCGGUACAGCGGACGCUCCUCUCGUCAAGCGCCUCAGGCCGCAUUUCCGCUGUUCCAAGUGCGGCUACACCACGGAAAACAAAGCACAGUUUCUGGAGCACAUACCUCAACACAAGACAGACAGUGACACUCCCCAGUGUCAAAACUGCGGGCUCUGCUUCACCUCCCAGCUCGCCCUCAACAGGCACCUCUUCAUCGUCCACAAGGUCAAAGAGCCAGAGGACGAGGAGGUAGAGGAGGAAGAGGAGGAGGAGGAGGAGGAGGAUGACGAAGAGGAUUUGGAUGAGCGAAAGGACCUGGAGCCACGGCAGGGGAUACCAGAGGACACUUGCAAAAAAAAUGAACUGGAGCCGGCAGUAGAGAAGCACGGCCCAUCCACCGUGGCUUGUCCAUCCAGGCCAGCGGCUGAAGUCUGCAGCAAUACUGUGGAUAGAGAAUUCUCAGACUCCGCGCACACACAGACUCCAGACACAAGCGGAAGGGAAAAGUCUGAGUAAUGAGAGUGACCGAAAACACUCAAAAGCUGCUAAUUAUCUACGUUUUUCUAAUACGAGUUUGAUUUUUUUUUUUUUUUUUUUUUAAGCUGAACACGCAGCUGACAAUAGUGGUACUUAAAUCGUGUUGCCUUACAAUGAAAUGACAGCGUCUCCUGAAGUUAUUUGUGUAUCUCAAGUGAAUGAGCUAGCAUGUUGAGAGCUUACUCCGGUUCAGAAACGCCAGCGCGUUGUUUACACGUGUGCCUGGCAUAAUUCAGCAUCAUACUGUCCAGCUCACACAAUGAGUCUGGUCUAGUAUGGAGUAUUUUCUCUCUCUCUC
Molecule: messenger RNA, 4218 nt
Organism: Chanos chanos (milkfish)
Lineage: Eukaryota; Metazoa; Chordata; Actinopteri; Gonorynchiformes; Chanidae
Gene: znf592
Product: zinc finger protein 592
Exons: 9
Coding region: 87-3899 (1270 amino acids)
Source: RefSeq, a predicted model, not a curated record